AUGCGCAAGAUUGAUCGGGUCCUUAUUAACAAUCUGUGGAACCAUCGAUUCUCCUUCUCUCAAGCCUCCUUUCUCAAUCCGGGUACAUCUGAUCAGUCUCCUAUGAUUGUUAGAGUGCUUGAUCCGGUGUCGAGAAGGAAGCUGUUUAAAUAUUUUCAUUUUUGGUCUGAACACCCGGAUUACUCGUAUUGCAUCAAUCAAGCUUGGAAUUCGCCAGUCUUCGGAGUGCCGAUGUUCCGCCUCGUGUCCAAGCUGAAAUUGGUUAAAGCUCGCCUCAUAUUACUCAACAAAGAGUCUUUCUCCGACAUUUCGAUGAAGACGGCUGAAGCUAGAGAAGCCCUUUGCAUCACUCAGGUUGGGCUUCAUGAUGAUCCUUCUAAUUCAUCUCUUGUUGACCUGGAAAAAAACCAGCGACGUGCCUUUGUCCAAUUGCGGAUCCUUGAGGAGUCUUUUUACCGCCAAAAGUCUCGUGUGACUUGGUUGAAAGAGGGUGAUCGGAACACUAGAUUCUUCCACCAUUCGGUUAAGAACAGACAGGCCAGAAACCACAUCCUCUCGGUUAUAGAUUCAUCCGGUGUCCUCAUAGAUGAUCCAGCCCUUGUGCCUCAAGUGUUUGUGUCCUACUUCUCAAAGUUGCUCUCACCUCAGGUGUGCCUCUCAAAACCGUCUCUUCAUGAGAUGAAGGAGCUCAUCCAUCGGCAUCUCUCGGAUAUUCAAUGUAGCUCCAUCUCUUGCCCGGUCACAGAUUCGGAGAUCAAGGAUACUCUUUUCUCCCUAGUAAGAGGAAAAGCCUCGGGUCUUGAUAGCUUUUUGGUUGAAUUUUACAAGACCAACUGGGAUCUUGUCGGGCCAUUGGUUAUUGAAGCUGUUUAG
Molecule: messenger RNA, 873 nt
Organism: Eucalyptus grandis
Lineage: Eukaryota; Viridiplantae; Streptophyta; Magnoliopsida; Myrtales; Myrtaceae
Exons: 1
Coding region: 1-873 (290 amino acids)
Source: RefSeq, a predicted model, not a curated record